AUGCCACCCCCGGGCCGCACAGAGGCGCUGCGCCUCCGCCGAGGCCCAGGCUGCUGCCGGCGCGAAGGGGCGCGCAGGCGUCUGGGGCUCCUCGGACCGGCGGUUGGGAGCAGCGCGGCUGCGGGGAGGGCUGCGGCUCUCCCACCCACCAUCCUGGCCCUCCUCUGCUUGGAUGGCGUCUUCCUCUCCCCGACCGAGAAUGACUUCGUGCUCCGCGUCCAGGAGGAGCUGGACCGCUUCCUGUUGCAGAAGCAGCUGUCCAAGGUGCUUCUCUUCCCCCCACUCUCCAGUCGCCUGCGGUACCUGAUCCACAGGACGGCGGAGAAUUUCGAUCUCCUGAGCAGCUUCUCUGUGGGGGAAGGCUGGAAGAGGAGGACGGUCAUCUGUCACCUGGACGUCAGGUUACCCAGUUCAGAUGGACUCUCCGGCCCCCGCCGCCCUCCUGCCUCCCACCCUUGCAAGUCCCGAGGGCCUUGGACCCCCUCAAACCAGGGUCCGGCUGCCGGCCACCGAGGGGCGCGGGCAGGUGGGGGGCGGGGGCAUCGAGGACGCAAGCCGGACCAGGCUCUGUACGUGCCCCGGGUGCUGCGCAGGCCGGGAGAACGGGCGCCGACCCUGACCCCGGGGCCCGAGGAUGGCGUUCCCGCCGGCGGACUCCUGGAAGAGCCUGGGGAUGUUGGUGCCGGGGACCCCAGCUCCGCUCAGGAACCCCCCGUGUCGAUCACUCAGACGACAGAGGACCUGCAGGGCCCCGGCCCGCCGUGCGAGAAGGAGCAGCCGCAGGAGCCAGGGGGCACGGAGCCCGCGGGGCCUGGGAGCCUCUCGGGGACGGGGGACAGCCUGGAGAAGGCCGCCCAGCUUCUGUCCCGGGCGCAGCUGGACCUGGAAGAGGGGAAUGGGAGCGAGCCGGGGAAGAGCGUGGCAGCAGAGGAGGAAGAGGCAGAGAUGGAAGUUGAGGGGCCUGGCGGCUUCUCCGCGGAAGAUUACAGCGCGCUGCUGCGGGAGAUAACGGACAACCUGACCCAGAAGGAGGUCCAGGUGGAGAAGGUCCACGUGGACACGUCCUCCUUCGCGGAGGAGCUGCCUGGAGAGCAGGACUUUGCCCACGUGGUGGAGAUCUACGACUUCGACUCGGCACUCAAGACCGAGGACCUGCUGGCAGCAUUUUCCGAGUUCCAAGAGAAGGAGUUCAAGAUUCAUUGGGUGGACGACACGCAUGCUCUCGGAGUCUUUCCCUGCCUGGCCUCAGCCGCUGAAGCCCUGACCAAGGAGUUCUCAGGGCUCAGGAUCCGGCCCCUCACGCAGGGAAGCAAGCAGUCCAAGCUGAAGGCCCUGCAGAGGCCAAAGCUCCUGCGCCUGGCGAAGGAGAGACCGCAGACAAGCACAGCAGUGGCCCGGAGGCUGGUGGCCCGGGCCCUGGGGCUUCAACACAGCAAGAAAGAGCGGCCCGCUGUUGAGUCUCCUACCUCCCCGAGGCCCUGAGAGGCCCGGCCAGCCUGGAGCGACACCCCGUGACGAGCCGGCACCUCAACACCACAAGCCUUCACAGAGCAGCCCCGAGCUCCCGGCGGGGUGGGCUUCAACUCGGUCUGCUUCCAGAAGUUGAGAAAAAAUAAACAUU
Pipistrellus kuhlii (Kuhl's pipistrelle) is the source of this 1621-nucleotide messenger RNA. It is a transcript of the gene R3HCC1, whose product is annotated as R3H domain and coiled-coil containing 1. The transcript is spliced from 8 exons. Gene Ontology annotation, molecular function: nucleic acid binding. The coding region runs from base 1 to 1482 and encodes 493 amino acids. Lineage: Eukaryota; Metazoa; Chordata; Mammalia; Chiroptera; Vespertilionidae. The record is from RefSeq and is a predicted model, not a curated record.